GGGGGUGAUUGGCUUUGGGGUGCUGGGCAUGGGAUGCCAUAAUGUAAUGAUAAGGCAGGAUGGGCAAUUUAUGAGUUUUCAUCGAGCAAUCGCUUCCGAGUGUCGUGAGCGGCGACGCCGCAUGGGAGGAUGGGUGCGUCGGACGGGUGAUGCUGAGUGGUGCCAAGACGAUAGCUUUUUGCCGGUUUGGGCAUAGUGUUUCAAGCCUGCAUGCGCGUCUCACUCGGGGUCGGCCGCCGCCUCGCGCGUGCAAGCAGCAACGACCUACGCAAUUUUUUUUCCCUCUCCUUUCGGCCUUUUGUUCCGUCUGCUGCUAUCUGUCUUUCUUCUUUUCUGCCCCUCGGUUCCCUCUCACGCACAUAGUCAUUGCUACAUAAUAUCAUCGUAUUGCUUUUUUUUUUUUUUUUUAACGC
Molecule: messenger RNA, 413 nt
Organism: Aplosporella prunicola CBS 121167
Lineage: Eukaryota; Fungi; Ascomycota; Dothideomycetes; Botryosphaeriales; Aplosporellaceae
Exons: 1
Coding region: 150-377 (75 amino acids)
Source: RefSeq, a predicted model, not a curated record